AGCGGCCAUUUCGGAGGUUACUUCCCGGCCUUCAUUAGCGACCUGGUGCCUGCAGGCCCGGGAGCACCUGUCCCCCCGGCUCGGUGUGGCACCACUGGCUUCAGGGAACGGAGCUUCCCAGUGACGUCAUACGCGGAGGCUUCCGGUUCCCGCUCUUGAGGUUGGACUCUCACGUGCAGGCUUUUCCAGGACCCCCUGGGCUCCUGCAGUCUUUUAAUGGAGGGGCUGGUCCUCUGGGAGGACCGUGCAGAAUCAGCAACCUCCGUCUCUAUCCAGCGGUUAAAGUCCAUGAAACAAUUGCACUUGUGCCUUGUAACAUAUGGGAAAGAGAAUGAAAACGCACUCAGCUAGCCAGUGGUGCCUGAGCAGCUAGGUAAGAAUUGAGAUGCUAAUAUCUAAUAUGUUGUUUCAAGAGCCCUUCAUAACAUUUGCUGUUGGUUUGUGGUGCUGGAAAUGAUGAUUUGGUCCCCAGUAAAGAGCACCAACUGAAAGGGUGUUCUGCUGUCUUAAUCAGGCAGUUCUUCAGACAGUCAUCAUGGGUAUUCGAGGACUGAUGAGUUUUGUGGAAGAUCAUAGUAAUGAGUUCUUCACUGAUUUGAAGUUGCGGGACACAAAAAUUGUCAUUGACGGCUAUGCUCUUUUCCAUCGGCUUUGCUUCAACUCAAACUUGGAACUUCGGUAUGGAGGGGACUAUGACUCUUUUGCAGAUGUUGUACACAAAUUCUUUGAAUCACUGUUUGCUUGUAAUAUCUGUCCAUAUGUUGUGUUAGAUGGAGGAUGUGACAUUUCAGAUAAAAAGCUUAAAACUUUAAAAGAUCGAGCUAGAGAGAAGAUCCAGGUGGCUCAUUCCCUUUCCGUUGGUGGGGGUGGGUGUGUGUGUCCCUUGCUCAUCCGGGAAGUGUUCAUCCAGGUUUUAAUGAAGCUGCAGGUGUGUUUUGUCCAGUGCUUUUCAGAGGCAGAUCGGGACAUUAUGACCCUGGCUAAUCAUUGGAAUUGCCCUGUGUUAUCGUCAGAUAGUGACUUUUGCAUUUUUGACCUAAAAACUGGGUUUUGCCCACUGACUAGCUUUCAGUGGAGAAAUGUGAACACUGUCAAAGGCACACGAGACUGCUAUAUCCCUGCCAAAUGCUUUUCCGUUGACGCACUCUGCCGUCACUUCAGCAACAUGAAUAAAGCGCUCUUACCUCUCUUCGCGGUGCUGUGUGGAAACGAUCAUAUCAAUCUACCCAUCAUGGACACAUUCUUAAGUAAAGUCCGUCUUCCUCUGGGAGCUACCAGUUCAAAGGGAAGGAGACACCACCGAGUUUGGGGACUUCUGAAUUGGUUAUCUCAAUUUGCCAACCCUACUGAAGCACUAGAUAACGUUCUGAAAUAUCUCCCAAAAAAGGAUCGAGAAAAUGUGAAGGAAAUUCUCUGCUCUUCCAUGGAAGAAUACCAGCAAUCCCAGGUGAAGCUGCAGGACUUCUUCCAGUAUGGGACUUACGCCUGUCCGGCCGCCUUGAAUCUGGAUUUGCCAGAAUGGGUAUUAGUGGCAUUGGCCAAGGGCCAGCUGUCUCCUUUCAUCAGCGAUGCUUUGGUGCUAAGACGGACCAUUCUUCACACACAGGUGGAAAAUAUGCAGCAACCAAACGCCCACAGAAUCUCUCUGCCCAUCCGGCAAAUCAUCUAUGGGCUUCUCUUGAAUGCUUCCUCACAUCUGAAGAGUGUGUCUCGGAAUGCGUUGCCUUCUCAGCCUCCAGCUUUCAGCGAAGUGGAAAGGAUUCAUAAAAAUAUCAAAACCUCGAUUGUUAAUGCCGUGGAACUGCCCAAGGAUUAUUCUGACUUAAGCAAAUUGGCUGAGCUUUCCUUGGCCAAACGGCAGAUCCUUCUGUUAGAAACCCUGAAGGUGAAACAGACCAUCCUGGAGCCAAUCCCUUCUUCACUGAAGUUGCUAGUUUCAGUCACGUGUUACUGGCUGCAGCACACAGAGGCCAACGCAAAGCUACAUCACCUGCAGGCCUUACUGCUAGGGAUGCUGAUGGGGCCCCUGCAUGUCAUCAUCACGAGCCCUGACAAGGAAGAUGUGCGGGAGGACGGAGCUAGGCUGCUGUAUGAAGCGUUCCGGAGAGUGAAGGAGCAGACGCGGCCGGGCGCGAGACUGGACUUAGACACAGCUCACAUCUUCUGUCAGUGGCAGUGCUGUCUGCAGAUGGGGGUGUAUCUCAAUCAGCUGCUGUCCGCUCCUCUCCCGGAACCAGACCUAACUCGACUGUAUAACGGAAGCCUGGUGCAUGGACUGUGCCAACAACUAACAUCGACUUCUGCAGAAAGUCUCCUGAGCUUGUGCCCUGAGGCGAGGCAGCUUUAUGAACAUCUGUUCAAUGCCACAAGGUCAUAUGCCCCUGCUGAAUUAUUCCUACCAAAGGGUAAAUCAAAUUCAAAAAAAAAAAGGCAAAAGAAACAAGGUACCAGCCGGUCAAAGAACAGAGUGGGAACCACCUCAGACACUAAAUGCUGGUACGAGGGAGGCAAUCGGUUUGGGCUGUUAACGGCUGAAAACUUGGAGGAGCAUACUGCGCUCUCAGAGCUUGAGUAAACUCAGUCUGCAACCAGAUGUAUAAGUUUUUUUAAAGUAGGCUGCACACCUAAUGUGGGGCUUGAACUCACAACCGGGGGUCAAGAGUCCUGGAUGCUCUACCGCCUGGGCCAGCCAGGUGCCCCCAGGCGUAGAAUUCUUAAAACUUUUAUUACCUCCCUUCAAAUGAUUAACUUUUUUCUUAACAACUAAUCUGCUAGGGGAUAAAGACUGUAAAGGCAAUCUUCGAAUUCCAAGGUAUUUUGUAUUCUGCUUUUAAUAAAUACAACCUGAUUUAAGAAACCAGUAUUUUCUUAAACACUCUUGAAAGCAUGUUUGUACUUCUCAUUCCAUUUUAGGAAAUUAAUAAUAAGUCUAUAACCUUUACAUUGCAGCAACUCAGCCAGCUAUGUUUUCAAAAAGAAUAGAAGUUCUACUUAAUUAUUUCCCAGAAGCAGAAGCUGGGUUAUUAUCAUUUCAAAACAUUUUUCCCCAACUGUUUUCUCUUCAUCCUUUAUUCUGAAAGGUCCAAGCCUUAGAAGAGAGAAGUUGAGGAUGCCAGACAGAAGGUAAACACUUUUAAGUACUAGGAAAAUGAGACCAUGGCAGGCUUGAGGAACACUUUAUAUGCUCCAGGUUUUAAAGCAGAAGUUGAAAUUGUAAUGGCUCCAACAAAUUAAGAAAUAGCAUCCUGAGCUCCUGGAUCUAGAGGAGGAGGAGGAAACGCUAUAAAGAAAUUAAAAUAUUAGUGAUAUAUGCAGCAAUACCAGAAUCUUAGGCCAUUUUUUUAUACUACAAGUAUUGACCCAUUAAUGGGAUAUGAAAUCAGUAAGUCAUAACCAGUAUUUUUUUAAGUGGAAAUCAUCAGACAUGCAUAUAAUAUAUUAAAUGGUUGUACAAAAUGCAUUUCUUACUGUAGAUUGCAGUCAAAAGACUUUGAAAGGCACUGCUCUGGAACACACUAGAGGCUGCUAAAAUUAUAACUACCAGUAGAAUUGGGAAGGUGCUGGCCAGUUCCAAAUAAAGAACUUGAAAAUAAACAAGCAAGUGGAAUCAAUCUAUUUGGGCAAGAUCUAUAGAUCUGAAGGUAUAAUCCCAACCGUUUUUAUUUGUAUUCACACAAAUUGUGUUUUUCCUUUCUUCUGUACUCUCUCACUGGCUGCAUUCUAUCAGUAAGAAGCCUAAACAUAGUUUUAAGCUGCCACGUUGAACAGGCCUACAUUCAGUUCCUAACAUCUAACAAACAAGUCUUUCCACUUUUCUAGUGAGAACCAUACGCUUAGGGGAGUACGUCUAGCAUCAGCCAGUGUUCGGUACACACCUUCCAAGUGUUUACUGGCUUUAGCCAUUUACAAAAGACAAAAACACCAUCUUGUUUGUUCCCUAAAGUUUUCAACCCUAAAGACUGGCUUCUGUUUCAAAUAAAGAAUUCUUGAAAUAAAAUUUUUGUUUAUUUUA
This is a messenger RNA of Suricata suricatta (meerkat), 4012 nucleotides long. It is a transcript of the gene ASTE1, whose product is annotated as asteroid homolog 1. NCBI's taxonomy places the organism in Eukaryota, Metazoa, Chordata, Mammalia, Carnivora, Herpestidae. The record is from RefSeq and is a predicted model, not a curated record. Gene Ontology annotation, molecular function: nuclease activity. The coding region runs from base 536 to 2575 and encodes 679 amino acids. The transcript has 5 exons.